Molecule: messenger RNA, 1077 nt
Organism: Tribolium castaneum (red flour beetle)
Lineage: Eukaryota; Metazoa; Arthropoda; Insecta; Coleoptera; Tenebrionidae
Gene: cni
Product: cornichon
Exons: 3
Coding region: 213-647 (144 amino acids)
Biological process (GO): endoplasmic reticulum to Golgi vesicle-mediated transport
Cellular component (GO): endoplasmic reticulum membrane; COPII-coated ER to Golgi transport vesicle
Source: RefSeq, a predicted model, not a curated record
ACCAUUUCACUGACAUGACAGGUGUCAGUUGUCAAAAGUCGAUAACGGUAACCUAAAAAUUGAAAAAUAGCCGAUUUUCCGUUCUUGGGCUGUUUUUAAUCUGAAAAGCACGGGAGUGCCGCCGAAGUUAAUGUCCCGUGUUUGAAUACCUAAUCUAAGUCAAACACAAUUAUCAAAACGCUGUGAAAGUGUGAAUUUUGAUAACAACAAAAAUGGCGUUCAAUUUCCCUGCAUUUUCGUAUAUCAUUGCCCUGAUUGUCGACGCUUUUCUUAUAUUUUUCUCCCUGUUUCACGUGAUUGCAUUUGAUGAAUUAAAAACUGAUUACAAGAACCCCAUUGACCAGUGUAACAGCUUAAAUCCGCUAGUGGUGCCAGAGUACCUCCUUCACAUUUUCUUUAACGUCCUUUUUGUUGCCGCCGGAGAAUGGUUUUCACUGCUUCUCAACAUCCCGCUGAUCAUUUAUCACAUCAAUAGGUACAGGACAAGGCCUGUGAUGUCGGGCUUAGGGAUUUACGACCCCACUAGUAUUAUGAACGCUGAUGUCUUGACCAGGUGUCAGAGGGAAGGGUGGAUUAAGCUCGCGUUUUACUUGUUAUCCUUCUUUUAUUACCUUUAUGGAAUGAUUUACUGUUUAAUCUCGGCGUGAGUACUUGCAACUUCCAAAGAAUUGAGAAGAAAAAAUUGAGGGUGGGAUUAAAAAGGAUUUCGGUUCUUAUUAUUAUGUUUUAGUAAUUGAGGAACGUAAUAUUAAGCAUAAUAGAAAGAACUGACUUCCUUUAAUCUUAGGGCAGUUAAUGUGAUUUAUUUAGAUUAUUUGUACACGAUCCUGUUAGUCUUUUCUGAAAAAUAUGCCAGGAGUCUAAACGAGGUCGAGAGUGCUGUGAAAAUUUCAUAAAUGGGUGUCUUGAUGUUAUAAAAUUAAACUUGGCACAUCAUUUGACAUGAAAUGGUUUUGGAGCUCUUGACCACGUUCUCUUGGCAAUAUACUAAUCAGAAAAGAUUUACAUCAUAAUUACAUACAUUGCUAGUACUUUACAUUAUUUCAAGGUAUUAUGUAAAUAAAAAUUUAUCAUUGA